Messenger RNA from Abrus precatorius (Indian licorice), 1707 nucleotides. Its product is annotated as receptor-like serine/threonine-protein kinase ALE2. Gene Ontology annotation, biological process: protein phosphorylation. The record is from RefSeq and is a predicted model, not a curated record. The transcript is spliced from 4 exons. NCBI's taxonomy places the organism in Eukaryota, Viridiplantae, Streptophyta, Magnoliopsida, Fabales, Fabaceae. The coding region runs from base 82 to 1635 and encodes 517 amino acids. Gene Ontology annotation, molecular function: ATP binding; protein kinase activity.
GUUGUUUUGUUCCUCCUAAUCACAUUUUAGCUUAUUCUUGCCAUAUGUUACUUGUUGAGAUUAAAGCAGUUGGUAUCAGGGAUGCCAUCAUUGCUGCCACGUGGAAGCUUUUUUGGGAAUGCUCCUCAGCCUAGUGAAAGUGUUGAAGGUAUACUCCCAAUCACUGCCAAGAAUAUCAGCAAUGAUGAGAAAAUGGAUCUUGGUACCAUAAUCAUCAUUGCUCUAUCUUCCUUUGUACUCUUGGUGGUUUUGGUUGGAGCAUUUUCCAUCAUUUUGAGAUGGAGGAAAAUUAGGAGAUCAUCAAGUGCUGUUGGCCCUGCAUUCACUUCGUAUCUAAACAAGAGAUCUGCCAUGGAGUCUAUGUUUUCAAACAGAAUUUCGAGCUCAAGAUCUAUGUCUCUUCUGUCCACCUUGGCUACUUCUGUUCUCUCUGUUAAAACAUUUUCCUUUUCUGAGCUUGAGAAAGCAACAGCUCAGUUCAGUUCUCAGAGAGUAUUAGGAGAAGGAGGAUUUGGACGUGUUUAUUGUGGGACAUUUGAUGAUGGAACUGAAGUUGCAGUUAAGCUGCUAACAAGGGAUAAUCAGAAUGGAGACCGUGAAUUUAUUGCAGAAGUUGAGAUGCUAAGCCGUUUGCAUCAUCGUAAUCUUGUGAAACUCAUUGGUAUAUGCAUAGAAGGGCGAAGGCGUUGCUUGGUCUAUGAGCUUGUUCGCAAUGGCAGUGUUGAGUCUCAUUUGCAUGGUGUUGACAAGAAAAUGAGCCCUCUAGAUUGGGAAGCACGGAUAAAAAUUGCCCUUGGAGCUGCGAGAGGAUUGGCCUAUCUUCACGAGGAUUCUAAUCCUCGUGUAAUUCACCGAGAUUUCAAAGCUAGCAAUGUGUUGUUAGAAGAUGACUUUACCCCCAAGGUUUCUGAUUUUGGAUUAGCAAGAGAAGCAACUGAUGGAAAUCGUCAUAUUUCUACAAGAGUCAUGGGUACUUUUGGGUAUGUUGCCCCAGAAUAUGCAAUGACAGGCCAUUUACUCGUUAAAAGUGAUGUUUAUAGUUAUGGUGUUGUGCUGCUUGAACUUCUAACAGGCAGAAGACCAGUGGACAUGUCUCAACCACCUGGACAGGAGAAUCUUGUAACAUGGGCUCGACGACUGUUGACAAGUAGAGAAGGUUUAGAACAGCUGGUGGAUCCAUCUUUGGCUGGAAGCUAUGACUUCGAUGACAUGGCAAAGGUGGCUGCUAUUGCUUCAAUGUGUGUACACCCAGAGGUCACCCAGAGACCUUUUAUGGGUGAGGUUGUGCAGGCUCUUAAGUUGAUCUACAACGACACCAAUGAGACCUGUGGGGACUGGAAUAGUCGGAAGGAGUCUUCUGCUCAGGAGUCUGAUUUUAGAGGUGACCUUGCCUUUUCUGAUAGCAGUUGGAGGGAUGCUGAAGGGGUGCCGCAAUUAACAUAUGGGCAAGCACCUUCCUUCAUCACUAUGGAACACAGUUCUGGUCCACUUGAAGAAACUGAAACCAGACCGUUUUCAGCUUCAAACUUGAUGGGAAAUGAGACAUUUAUAUCAAUCAGGCACGAGAAUAGAUCAGGACCCUUAAGAGCAGCCCGAAGCAAGCUAUCCUUUCACAGGUUUACUGGAAGUCAGUGAACAUGUGGUGCUUACUUGAGUUCCUUCCAAGCGUGUUUGGAAUGAUGAUGGAUACUGGGUUCAGAUUUUAGA